This is a messenger RNA of Alternaria postmessia, 1536 nucleotides long. RefSeq lists its product as uncharacterized. Bases 1 to 1536 code for a protein of 511 amino acids. The record is from RefSeq and is a predicted model, not a curated record. The transcript has a single exon. NCBI's taxonomy places the organism in Eukaryota, Fungi, Ascomycota, Dothideomycetes, Pleosporales, Pleosporaceae. Gene Ontology annotation, molecular function: protein binding.
AUGCCGAUCAUCAAUGAGCGCGACUUCCCGCUACUUCCGUCACAAGAUGCAAAGCGUCGACGCGCUACCAAGCGUAAACUCAAGAACAAUGGCUUGAGAUCUCGUACAGCUAAGUCGCUUGCGACGUUGACUGAUCUUCCUGAUGAGUUGAUUCUUGAAAUACUGGGCUACCUACCAGGUAUAGACCUCAACCAAUUCCAACUUCCUACACUGGUCAAUUUGGCAUUGACCAGUCGGCGCUUUUACCGGAUUGUCGUUGAUAUGCUCUAUACUAAGUACAAUAGCCAUUUCUGCGAGCCUUACACUUUUCUUCGUACUAUGAUUCUUAAUCCGCAGCUUGCGGAAUUUGUUCACGAUGUGGACAUCACAUUCGGCCUGUGGACAUGUCGCAAGGGUCGGCGUUAUGCUCCAACUGCGAAGGACAAGAAAACUAUUAAAGAAGGACUGCGCGCGCUUGGUACGUCGGACUGGAAAGAAUGGGCGACUCAAUGCAACGAAGACCGUAGUAACGACGAAGCAUUGCAAAACGCGAUGUUAUUGCAUAUCCCGAAUAUCACACAUCUCAGCAUCUUAGACAUCGCAAGAGAUCGAUCGCGACGCCGCGCCUGGUUCGAUCUCAUAAGCAAGGCGGCAGCGGGUACUCUAUCCAGACAGACUCAUCGGUUCGAACAUCUACGAUCAAUCAAACUUGAAGCAAGAACGACAUCCUUGAGUGACAUCGCACCUUUGUUCCGACUUCAAUCAUUACGAAAGCUGCAAUUGCGCGAGGUUCACGGAUAUGGUAUGGCGGAUUGCAACAUAUGCGCAAGUCAUCGCGAACACGGCGAAAGAACGGCACUCAAACUGCAGCGUCUUAUUCCCCAAGCCUGUAACGAUCUGGACGAGCUUGAACUGGAAUGUACCUACUACACUAAGUUUCUUCUGGAAGUGUUGAUCUCAUCAGCACGGUGCCUAAAGACAUUCAGAUACGAUGUAUGUCUAGAUCACCUGUCAGACUCGCCGAUACCAAACGGAGACCGACUGAAGACGUUGUGUGAAGCCUUGGAUAGUCAAAAGGCCUCCUUAGAGACCCUUUACAUCUUCUGCGACUCGAUCGCAGAAGAAAGGACACAUAGCGGAAUUCAUCUUCGUGACAGCCUCGAAGGCUUUGUGUCGCUAAAGGAGCUUAGCUGCCCAUUAGGAAUGAUGAUGAGUAGAGUCUCCGACACAAUCACGGAAAGAUUGCCUGUGUCGCUGCUGACGUUUCGAACGCCUGUUCGACCUUCUACGGACGACCAACACUACCUUCAAGCUCUGGACAAUGUGGCCUCUUCCUAUCUUGCGCAUGUUCCUCGAUUGAAGGAGGUUCGAGUUGUAGUCUCAUCGUUCGCGAUGUAUGAUUGGCAACGCCUUGUUGAACUCUUUUCGGUUGAAAAAGGCAUAAAUUUUGUAGUGGAACGAGACGACGAGGACGCGGACUUUUCUGAUUGGAAAGAUGACUCAACAGAUUCAUCACGUUCGUCACAUGAAAUCGAUCUGUAUAGCGAUCAUGAUUAA